Messenger RNA from Eimeria maxima, 1704 nucleotides. RefSeq lists its product as hypothetical. The transcript has 5 exons. Bases 1 to 1704 code for a protein of 567 amino acids. NCBI's taxonomy places the organism in Eukaryota, Apicomplexa, Conoidasida, Eucoccidiorida, Eimeriidae. The record is from RefSeq and is a predicted model, not a curated record.
AUGCGCCAGUCCGAAGACUUCUUCAAAAAUCCUGCACCAAUGAGUUCAUCGCAAGAGGGGCAGGUCAAUCGAAACAGCGGCCAAGAACCUUCAGAGGGCGUUACAAGCCAGCGGAGGGGCAGCCUGGUUUCCGUCUCCGAUUUGCCCCCCUUGGCCGGACACACAGGAUAUGAGGUAAAUUCAGGCGAUGUAAGCAACUUCGAGGCAAAGCGGGGAGGCGAGUCCGAAGGGCAUACGGAGAACCCGAAAGUUGAUUGGCCAAGAGGACACCCAAGUAGCGCAAUAUCUCGCAUUGGCUAUAUAGGUGAAAUAAAUGAAGCUUCCAGAGCCACGCCCGGUGAAAUGAGUCUUGCAAAACUAAAGUGCACGCCUGCUGACCUUAUCGCUAGGCCUCAUACUCGAACUGCUGCUUCAAGUCCUUUGGCAUCUCCACGGGAUACUAAGGGAAGCCGAGUGAUGUCUCGCCAACGUAUUCAGCAGAUGCACCUCGCUGUGCCGACUUCAGUGGGCCACAUCCGGCCUAGAGCGAAGCCAGUAGAGUCUCCUAGGGAGGCAACCGCCUCUCCCUUAAGUGCACGAUCAAGACCUUCAUCCAUUAGCACGACACUUCAAGACUCCCGCCAGAGGCCGCUAAGUGGAUCCUCUACUCCUUACGUGCUUCGCCGAAAGGGAUCUUUGGCCAACAUGCCCGGCCAAUCAGUGGAAGCUGAACAGGACAUCGGUGUCGUCUCAGAAAGCCUAGGUACCACAGAAAUUUUACAGGAAAAUGCCGGUCGUGAGCCGAAAACCGUUAAAGCGCAGCAGCUUAAUUUGUUUGACCAAAGACACUCGGUGGACUUAUUGGACUGCCCUGAAGCAUCAGGAGCCCCAAAGAGUGAGGGAAUCCUUCGUUCAGCGAACUACACAACUGGAAGUGGAACGAAAACCACAGGUGCUGCAGAAGGUGGAGGUAAAGCUCGCCCUGCUCCUCCAGCGCGGGCAACCGCCAUGCAGAAGGCCGUCGCCGAAGUCUUCGCUGCUGAAAAUGAGAGGAGAGCGGCUGCCUUGGCCUCGAGGAUUAGCUCUCGGACAAUAUCACGCGCAGAAGGCCCAGCAGAGUUGAGGGGCUUUGAGCAGAGGUCAGAUGUUGCACUGGCAGCUGCUGAGCAGCUGCGACGAAUGGAGGCAGCUGCGGUCUCUAAUGGAAUUCAGAGUCUCACGUCCGAGCCGCCGAAGAAAAGUGGAGGUCUGGAGAGCUCGCCAAGAGAUGGCAAUCCUCAACUGGAAAGCGAAAGUCACUCAGACCUCAACGGCAGGAAAGUGGAAGAGCAUAUUGGUAAAUCGUCUGUUCCAACACUGCCCACAACACCUCCCCAAAGUGGUCCGGCUGUUGCUCUUACGGCUGAACACAAGGCUGGAAACCCCACACUUCUGCAUCCUUCCCGCAUUCCACAACAUAUUCACGAAGCGCAACACGAGUUGACUGUGGCAGCUGAGGCGGACGAACAACGUCGACUUGCAGCAGUCAUAUCCCGUGCCCGCUCACGGACAGUAUCGCGAGCCGAGGGAUGUGCUGAUCGAGGCCCUUUUGCAGACCACGCAGACGUCGCACACGCUGCAGCAGAGCAACUGCGCAAGAUGGAGCAAUCUGCGGGCAAACAGGUUGUUGGCCGUCCGUUACAUCCCUAUCCGGAUUCAAAGGCUAUAGAUGAAGUGGGUAUCUGA